CACCGCCCCUAGGCUGUCCCAGGCGGUUAAGUCCGGCCGAAGCUUUUCCUUCACUGGCCCGCCCACCAUGACGAUCACCUACAGCUGUAUUGCUAAUGGCCGAGCGGUCCUAGCGGAGCUGGCCCUGACCGGAGGCUCCUAUCAGGAAGCAGCGGCAACAGUGCUUAAACUAGUGCUUCUUAGAGCUGAGCCAAAGACCAUAAUGCAGAUGGGAAGCUUUGUCUACCAUACUCUCUUUAUUGAUGGAAUCACUUACCUAUGUGCCACAGACAAUGCCUUGGAUACCAUAACACCAUCUGCAUUUCUUAAAAAUGUUAGUGAUACUUUUCUGAGAAAUCCUUUGAUGUUGCAAGAACAUUUUUCUCCUUCAAAUGCAGUUGCUGCAGAUUUUCAACAAGUAUUAGGAAAGUAUAUGAUGAAAUACAAUAAAAAUCAAGAUGAUAGCUCAAUAUCUACACUGAGGAGUCAAGUAACUGAUGUAAAAAAUAUUAUGUCCCAAAAUAUUGAUGAAAUUUUGGAAAGCGAAAACAGAUUGGAUAUCUUCACUGAUAGAACCAAUGAUCUGCAAACAACUGCCAAAGAAUCCCAAAAAACAAGAAAGAUUCUUAGGAGGAUAAUAUGGUGGAAACACUUCAGAAAGAUCAUAAUCCUCACUGUGGUAAUUCUCCUUUCAAUUAUCAUCAUUCUUUUAAGUACAAAUGUAAUAGCAACCUAACUUUUUCUCCACAUGCCCAGCAGUUACCAAUAAAUGGUUGUGCAAACACAGAAUUCCACAACCAACCAUUAUGAAAGCAUUCUCUGGUGGUUAAGAAGCCUGGAGGAAGAGGGGCUGGACAUUCUUCCUUGUCCCCUCAGUGUGCCUUGACUCUUGUCCCUGUACCUCUUCCAUUUCUGUAAUCCCAUUUUUUUCCCA
Molecule: messenger RNA, 913 nt
Organism: Zalophus californianus (California sea lion)
Lineage: Eukaryota; Metazoa; Chordata; Mammalia; Carnivora; Otariidae
Product: vesicle-associated membrane protein 8-like
Exons: 6
Coding region: 68-715 (215 amino acids)
Biological process (GO): exocytosis; vesicle fusion
Cellular component (GO): SNARE complex; membrane
Molecular function (GO): SNARE binding; SNAP receptor activity
Source: RefSeq, a predicted model, not a curated record